CACGUGUGUCCCCACGCCCGGCGGCCACAGACUUAGUCCCUCGCCGGCCUGUCUGGUCAGCGGAGGAGGGAGGUUGGCAGUGGCUGGAGGCUUCGCUAUGGGAAGUUGUUCCUUUGCUCUCUCGCUCCCAGCCCUCCUCCCUAGUUCUCCGCAGCCGUUGUCGGAGGAGAGCAUCGGGAGGCGCUGGUUGCAGCCGCCGCUGCCUCUCCCCGCCGGAGCGGCCGCUCCGCUGGGCAGGUGCUGAGCAACUCCAGAGCCUUCGUCGCCACCUCCCUCCUGUGCCCGGCUGCCCUGCUGCCGCAGUGCAUAAGGGAUGUUGGAGGUAGAUGGGCUCCCGGCCGGGAAGGCGGCGGUGGAUGCGGCGCUGGGCAGAAGCAGCCGCUGAUUCCAGCUGCCCGAGAGCCACGCGCUCCCGGCGCCACUGCGAGCCUCGGGCUCAGCUAUGGGGACCCCUGCGAGCGGCAGCACCGCCCUCGUCUCCUGCAGCCGCAUCGCCAGCACCACGAUGAUCGCCGUUUCCCUCUUCCUGCUUGGAUUCCUUAGCACCACCUCUGCUCAGCCAGAACAGAAGGCCCCAAAUCUCAUCGGCAAAUAUCACCACGUCGACCGUGCCACCGGCCAGGUGCUAACCUGUGACAAGUGUCCGGCAGGAACCUAUGUGUCUGAGCACUGUACCAACACAACCCUGCGUGUCUGCAGCAGGUGUCCGGUGGGGACUUUUACCAGGCAUGAGAAUGGCAUAGAGAAAUGCCAUGACUGUAGUCAGCCAUGCCCACGACUAAUGGUUGAGAAAUUACCUUGUGCUGCCUUGACUGACCGAGAAUGCACUUGCCCACGUGGCAUGUUCCAGUCUAAUGGUACCUGUGUCCCCCACACGGUGUGUCCUGUGGGUUGGGGUGUGCGGAAGAAAGGGUCGGAGAAUGAGGACGUGCGGUGUAAGCAGUGUGCUCGGGGGACCUUCUCUGAUGUGCCUUCUAGUGUGAUGAAAUGCAAAGCAUACACAGACUGUCUGAGUCAGAACCUGGUGGUGAUCAAGCCAGGGACCAAGGAGGCAGACAACGUCUGUGGCACACCCCCGUCCUUCUCCAGUACAACCCCAUCUUCCUCUGGCACAACCAUCUUUUCACGCCCCGAGCACAUGGAAUCACAUGAAGUCCCUUCCUCAACUUAUGUUCCCAAAGGCAUGAACUCAACAGAAUCCAACUCUUCUGCCUCUGUUAGACCAAAGGUACCAAGUGGCAUCCAGGAAGGGACAGUCCCUGACAACACAAGCUCAGCAAGGUGGGAGGAAGGUGUGAACAAGACCCUCCCAAACCUCCAGGUAGUCAACCACCAGCAAGGCUCCCACCACAGACACAUCCUGAAGCUGCUGCCGUCCAUGGAGGCCACGGGGGGUGAGAAGACCAGCACGCCCAUCAGAGGCAUCAAGAGGGGCCAUCUCAGACAGAACCUACACAAGCAUUUUGACAUCAACGAGCAUCUGCCCUGGAUGAUUGUGCUUUUCCUGCUGCUGGUGCUCGUCGUGAUAGUGGUGUGCAGUAUCCGGAAAAGCUCCAGGACUCUAAAAAAGGGGCCCCGGCAGGAUCCCAGUGCCAUUGUGGAAAAGGCAGGCCUGAAGAAAUCCAUUACCCCAACCCAGAACCGGGAGAAGUGGAUCUAUUACUGCAAUGGCCACGGUAUUGACAUCCUGAAGCUUGUAGCAGCACAAGUGGGAAGCCAGUGGAAGGAUAUCUAUCAGUUUCUGUGCAAUGCCAGUGAGAGGGAAGUCGCCGCCUUCUCCAACGGGUACACAGCGGACCAUGAACGAGCCUACGCAGCUCUGCAGCACUGGACCAUCCGGGGGCCCGAGGCCAGCCUCGCACAGCUCAUUAGCGCUCUGCGCCAGCACCGGCGCAAUGAUGUAGUGGAGAAGAUUCGUGGACUGAUGGAAGAUACGGCCCAGCUGGAAACCGACAAACUGGCUCUCCCGAUGAGCCCCAGUCCGCUUAGCCCAAGCCCUAUUCCCAGCCCCAACACGAAACUUGAGAAUUCCGCUCUCCUGACCGUGGAGCCCUCCCCACUGGAGAAGAACAAGGGCUUCUUCGUGGAUGAGUCUGAGCCCCUUCUUCGCUGUGACUCUACAUCCAGCGGCUCCUCUGCAUUGAGCAGGACGGGCUCCUUUAUUACCAAAGAAAAGAAGGACACAGUGUUGCGCCAGGUACGCCUGGACCCCUGCGACUUACAGCCUAUUUUUGAUGAUAUGCUCCACAUUCUGAAUCCUGAGGAGCUGCGAGUGAUUGAAGAGAUUCCUCAGGCUGAGGACAAGCUGGACCGGCUAUUUGAAAUUAUUGGAGUGAAGAGCCAGGAAGCCAGCCAGACCCUCCUGGACUCUGUUUAUAGCCAUCUUCCCGACUUACUGUAGAACUCAAGGGAUGCUGCACUCUGGAAAUGACUCAUUUUAGGGACAGGGUGUUUUGUUUUGUUUUGUUUUGUUUUUUUGGGUGUGUGUGUGUGUGUGUGUGUGUGUGUGUAACAGAGUAUAUGGCCAGUGUUUUGAGCUCUUUUUUUUCUUUUUUUUGAACCCUUCUGGGAAGUUAGUUUAUAAACCUUUUCAAGGUGUAACUGUUGCAAAAUACCCACCACUGAAGUUUUUUAGGUUCCAUAUUUUCUGUUUUGCCUUCUUAUGUAUUUUCAAAAUUAUUCUGUGCACUUUAAAUUCACUUAAACGUACCACAAAUGCAGUGUGAUUAUUCCAGCACACUGGAUUGUGAGCCUUUUCUUUAAAAAUGUAAUGCCGUCUUGUGAAUUCUGUACGCUGUCGUCAUGUCUCAAAUCCACACCUACUUGUUUUAUUCUUACUAUUUUUUUUUUUAAUUAUAUGUCAUUUACGGAUUUUUCUUAAGGGUUAAGGAAAUGUAAGACCCCACUGAGUUACUGUAAUUCAAUUAGAUUUUGAGUUAUCUUUUUAAUAUGCCUUGUUGUAUAGUUCAUAUUCAUGGCAGAAACUUGACCACACUGUUGCUGAUUGUGCGGUUUUCAUCUGGACACCGUGUAGGAUGCUUGAGUACUUGUGCUCCUCUUACACCAAUAUGCUCUGGGCUGGAGACAUGAAAUCCUCACGCCAUCAGAACUUGCUAUUUAAGUGGCUUGACAACUAGGCCACCAAAGAACUUGAACUUCAUCUUUUAGGGAUUGAGCUGUUUUGGAACACAUUGCUGCACUUUGGAAAGUCACCAUUGAGUGCCAGUGGCACCUUUUCCAUAAGGAAUUUGCCCAGCUUUGCUUUGACGAUGUCUUGUUCUUUUUUUAUACACACAUAGUUGAUAGGUCCAGUCUGCCCUCCAAGACCACCAGGUCUUGGUCUUGGUGGAUGCCUUCCUUACCUAAUCACUUUAAGUAAAAAUGGCUGCAGCUGUAAGAACUCUUGUCUGAUAUAUUUGCAACUAUGCUCCCAUUUAUAAACAUACUCUCUAAAGCUCAGUUGCCAGACUCUAAUGCAAAGGUGGUGUGGAAUCCCUUUGUGUGGGCAGGGUUUGUGGAUAGUGGUAAGGGACUGAUAUCAGAAAAAUGCCUUCAAGUGUACUAAUUUAUUAAUAAAUAUUAGGUGUUUGUUA
This is a messenger RNA of Rhinolophus ferrumequinum (greater horseshoe bat), 3593 nucleotides long. It is a transcript of the gene TNFRSF21, whose product is annotated as TNF receptor superfamily member 21. The record is from RefSeq and is a predicted model, not a curated record. The transcript has 6 exons. Gene Ontology annotation, biological process: adaptive immune response; signal transduction; negative regulation of B cell proliferation. Lineage: Eukaryota; Metazoa; Chordata; Mammalia; Chiroptera; Rhinolophidae. The coding region runs from base 443 to 2401 and encodes 652 amino acids. Gene Ontology annotation, molecular function: protein binding.